GGUGAUUCUGGAAGUCCAGUCUACUGUUACAUUCGCGGAAUAAAAUUCCUGAUUGGAGUAAUGACUGAUGUCGGAACGUACCGAGACAUUCAACGCUCAGCUGACGACGAGAUGAGAUGUGAAGACUACGACUUUGUCGUCAUUUCCGAUAUUCGUGCUAACAUGGGUGAAAUUCAAAGGAUUCUCGACCAAAGAGGACUCCACGACGGUCUGGCAAAUGGCCAAAAACUUUGUCACAAUGUUUUUUGA
Messenger RNA from Haemonchus placei, 249 nucleotides. NCBI's taxonomy places the organism in Eukaryota, Metazoa, Nematoda, Chromadorea, Rhabditida, Trichostrongylidae. The record is from the annotation of a GenBank genome assembly.